Messenger RNA from Metarhizium album ARSEF 1941, 2715 nucleotides. Its product is annotated as Fes/CIP4 domain-containing protein. The record is from RefSeq and is a predicted model, not a curated record. The transcript has 5 exons. Lineage: Eukaryota; Fungi; Ascomycota; Sordariomycetes; Hypocreales; Clavicipitaceae. The coding region runs from base 1 to 2715 and encodes 904 amino acids. Gene Ontology annotation, biological process: septin cytoskeleton organization. Gene Ontology annotation, cellular component: endocytic vesicle; cytoplasm; cell division site.
AUGGAGGACUUGGCGAGGUCCGACUAUCCCGCCAUGCUGGUGAGUACUGCACUUCUUGCCCUUGUGCCUACGUACAAACUUUCUACUCUGGACACUGGGCAAUUGAGUCUCCCUCAAAAUGCUGACUGCUGCUAUUUUGUCCGGGUCCGUCAGGCCAACCUACAGCCUGGCCAGGCGGUUCAGACAUUCAACGAUCGGGUCAAGCGCAUCAACAAGCUCAAUCUCGAAAUUGCCGACUGGCUCCAGGAACGCCGUCGAGUCGAAGAGCAAUAUGUCAUAGGCCUGCGAAGGCUCGCACAGAGCAGAACCCCAAAUUCACAAUCCGAGCUCGGUGUCUUUCGAGUCCCCUGGACCCGAAUUGCCGAUGCCAUUGAGCGCAUUGCCCAGUCACACCACGUCUUCGCCGAAAGGCUUGAGAGCGAUGUCGAGCACCCAUUGCGCUUGUACCAGCAGCGACGAGACUACCAGAAUAUGUACAACAUUUCUAGCAACUUGACGACAAUGGCAAGAGACCUCGAAGGUGCCCAAGACAAGGCGGAUAAGAUAAAUAAGAAGGGCGCCAAGGCCAGCAGCCUCAAGGUGGAUGAGGCUUCGGCAAAGCUGGAAUCAGCUGUGCAGCAAUGGGAAUCCCAAGCGCCGUUUAUAUUUGAGUCUUUACAGGCCGUCGACGAAACCCGCGUGAACCAUCUCCGAGAUGUCCUAACCCAGUAUCAAACUCACGAGACAGACCAAGCUCAGAGGCUUCAAGACAUUGCCGCCCAGACACUUGCCGUUGUGUUGGAGAUUAAUACAGAAAAGGAAAUCAAAGAUUUUGUGGCAUGCACAGUCGCCGGCAGGCUUCCUGCCCCAACGAGGACAUCUACCCGUCGUUCCUCAAUGGUCGGACGGCAGCCUUCCCUGGAACAGCCUCCUCCCGUACCACAUUCCGACACGAUGAACUCCCUAGUAUCAGCAGCAAUCAACCCUCCUCCAACUAGGGGGUCUAUUUCACAGCAAUCUCAUCACGAGGGUGACGUCGUUGAGCAGCUCCCCGCAGACCAGCCCAAAGGAACCUUGUUUGGUGGGCGACGUCGACAAAGUGUUCACGGUGGCUUUGGGGGCCUGUCACCUGGCAAACCUGGCGGCAUCACAUUUGGUCGUCUUGGGAGCAGCCACGGACGGGGUGUCUCUCCUCGCACAUCUUCAACCAACCUGCACGAGUCAGGUCGUCUAGCCUCUCUAGCUGAAACCCCAGAUACCCCUACGGCAUCGACCCAUGACGGAUCCGUUAACGAUCGAAACCGGCCACAUGAAGCUACCAACGGCGUACACCCAAAGGACAGACCAAAAGCUACAGGUGUGAAUGGAACAAAGUCAAGUGGCAGUUUUGAUGUGCCUCCACUUCCCGGAUCACCCCCGACUCGGCAUAUCGAGAAGACUGGCGUCCUGACCAAGGACGAAGAGGGCUUCACUGUCCGAGAGCCGAUGAACGAUCCCAUUUCUGAAGCUCAGAGAGAAGCAGCUGGCGAAGAGGCCGAUCAGCUAUUUAAGUUGAAUAUCCAAAACAAACCCAUCGACGAGGAAGACCCCGAGGCCAAAAAGGCGGCCCUGUCAAGCGUUGCGAAUACACUGAAGUUGGGGCCAGCGACUCGGAGGACUAGCACCAUACGAGGGCGACGAGAUGUUAGAAACACUGUAUUUGUACCGCCUCCCGGAGCAACUCAGGCCGAGUCUUUUCUGCCUACAAUUUCCGCUUCUCCGCCGUUACCAGGCAGCGCAUCGUUUAUGCGAUCUCACGCUGUGACCGCUUUGGCUUCAGAAUCCAGUAUCGCUGGCACUUCAGACAGCCAAUCUAUUCGUUCUGGACAUUCUUUGGGCAGCUUGGUUCAUGCCAAGCAUCCAGAGCUUACUGGACCGGGCCUCCAGAGCUCUAUAAUAGAAACUGUUUCUGCUAUUUUCGAGGGCGGCGUCGUGAAGAGUGCUAGCGUUACUGGUGAGCUAGCGUUUGUCAAUAAUAAUGCCGAUAUUUCCUCUGAAAAGACUCAUGAAACUAUUCGAUUAAACAACUUCCCCAGACUUGAACGCAUCGGGCCAAACCGCAUCUUUGUUCAAAAUGCUUCACUAGAUCAGCCGGACCAAUUUGCUCUCGAUCUUUCGCACCUUGCCAAGACAUCUAUUGCGUUCUCAUACAAGGUCUUUUCUGACGACUCUGGCUUAUCGGGCCUAGGGAAGCAUUGCCCAUUGCUGCUGACGCCAGUGUGGAAGCCGCAAGAGGAUAAGUUGGGUUUGUUGCUGCAGUAUCAGCUCAACCCAACGAGCUACUUCACCACGCCAAUCACGCUGCAUAAUGUCGUCUUUGUGGCCAGAUAUGAGGGCAAAGCUACGGCUGCUCAAACUAAACCCAGUGGCACACACCUCAAGGAUAAGCACCUGGUGUACUGGAGACUGGGUGACGUUACUUUGACUGGGGACUUGCAAAAGAUUGUGUGCCGGGUUGUCGGAGCAGACGGCAUCUGCCCGACCCCGGGGCACGUAGAAGCCCGGUGGGAGUACACGGCAGCGGGGGGUGCGUCGUUUGGCAGCGGCAUAUCGGGGUCAAGGCUCGCAGACAAGGGCAAGGGCAAGGAGCUCGCCGACGAUGAUCCUUUCGCAGACACGGGGUCGGCAACUAGUCAGACAUGGCUGGAUGUCCCUGUGACUCGGAAGCUCGUAAGCGGAAAAUACGAAGGCAGAUGA